Molecule: messenger RNA, 566 nt
Organism: Neopsephotus bourkii (Bourke's parrot)
Lineage: Eukaryota; Metazoa; Chordata; Aves; Psittaciformes; Psittacidae
Gene: CCDC28B
Product: coiled-coil domain containing 28B
Exons: 5
Coding region: 12-527 (171 amino acids)
Source: RefSeq, a predicted model, not a curated record
CCCCCAUCGCCAUGGAGGAGCGGAGGAGGAAGCGCAGCCCCCGGCGCUGCCCGGCCCAGCCGCUGCCCCCCAGCAGGAGCUCGUCCUUCCCGCUGCCGAUGCCAGCCCUGCCCUCGCCCCGGCAGCGCGCCCGGCUCCGGCGGACGAGCAAGGAGCGGGUGCGCAGCAGCACGGCGGUGGCGCGGGGGGCCCCGCUGCAGCACAGCUUCCUCACCGACGUGUCCGACGUGUGCGAGAUGGAGGGGGGGCUGCUCAGCCUCCUCAGCGACUUCCACUCGGGAAAGCUGCAGGCCUUUGGGAAGGAGUGCUCCUUCCAGCAGCUGGAGCACGUGCGGGAGAUGCAGGAGAAGCUGGCGCGGCUCCACUUCGGCCUCGAUGGCUGCGUGGAGGAGCUCCCCGAGGAGCAGAAGAAGGCGGCGGCCGACCGGAACCUGGACCAGCUGCUGGCACAUCUGGAGGAGCUCAGCAGCUCCAUUCAGAAGCUGCACCUGGCCGAGAGCUCCGACCCCGAGGACUCCGCGGCCUGACCCCGCGCCCGGCCCGGCCGCUGGAGACCCCGCGGCAGC